CCCAACAUUUAUUUUACUCAACCAAAUCCAAGUAUCCAACCAAACCUAUUAAUAAUAAUUAAAAAAAAAAAAAAAAAAAAAACUUCAAACCCACAGCCAUCACGCUAUUUCUAUAAAUACCCUUUUCCCACCCUCUUCCUUUUCAUUCAUCUUCCUCAUUCCUUCUGCAAAUCCUCUCAACUCACCGGUAGCUUUGAGUACGCACGCGAUAUAGCAAAAAGACUCAAAAGGAACAACAAUGGACUCCUUGCUUAAGAUGGGGGGACGUGUGGCUUCAAGGCUUUACGAUGCAAUGGGAUUGAAACCGAGACCUCAGUCUGAAUCCAUGUCAAAAUCCAAACAUGAUCAUGCGGAAGGUGGCUACACUACAACUGGUGAACCAGUUGCGGUUGCGGUUGAUCAAAGUUAUAUUUCUUGGUUGAGAGAACGCCCUUCGGCUCUUAGCUCGUUUAAUCGAAUGAUCAAUGUGGCAAAGGGGAAGCAAAUAGUCGUCUUCUUAGACUAUGAUGGUACAUUAUCACCCAUCGUGAGUGAUCCCGAGUGUGCCUUCAUGUCUGAUCAGAUGCGUGCAGCAGUACGUGACGUCUCUAAUUGCUUUCCAACAGCCAUUAUCAGUGGCAGGAGUCGCGAAAAGGUUUAUGAUUUUGUUAAGUUAGAUGGGGUGUACUACUCAGGGAGUCAUGGGAUGGAUACUAUAGGACCGGCCCAAAAAAAUAAUAAUUAUGAUAAAAACUAUCAACAAAGAAGCUUUGAUAAUGAGGGGAGGGAAUUCAUCGUCUUCCAACCCGCUCAAGAUUUUCUGCCUGCUGUUAAGAAGAUGUUAACUGAAGUUAAGGAAAGAACACAAAACAUACCAGGUGUGGCAAUCGAGGAUAAUAGGUUUUGUCUUUCUGUUCACUACCGCCAUGUUAAGGACGAGGAUUAUGGAAGACUUGAAAAACAAGUCAACUUGAUGCUUGCGGACCAUGCGGAUUUUCACUUGACAAGGGGCAAAAAGGUGUUGGAGAUUCGCCCGUCGAUUAAAUGGAACAAAGGGGAUGCUCUCAAGUAUUUACUCGAAACUUUAGGCUUUCACGACUCUGGUGAUGUCUUCCCGAUAUACAUAGGAGAUGAUAAAACAGACGAAGACGCUUUCAAGGUUUUAAGGGAAAGAGGCGAAGGAUAUCCGAUAAUAGUAUCAUCGGCACCAAGAGACACAGUGGCUUUGUACUCGCUUCACAAUCCAUCGGAGGUACAAUUGUUCUUGACCCGUUUAAGCAAAUGGGGUUCUGACAAUGCCGCCACCACCCAUCGCCAGUAAAAACCGCCCUUCGGCUUUGUGUUGGCUUCUUGUACAUAUACAUAUAUAAUCAAGUAUAUAUAUAUGAUAUGCCAGCAACCCCCAUGAGAAAGGAAAGUAGAAUCCUCAAAGUUAGUGAUGGCACCAGCAGGACCCUCUUUUUAUGGUCUUCACUUGUGUGCUGCUUUUCCUUAGUUUCUUAAGCUUAUGUUAUUUUCUUUUUAAGAAAAAAAAUCCAACCAUGUAACUACAACUAUUGUCAUGGUUAUGUCUUUUAGAUAAAAGUUAUUAUACAUAGCUAUGUCCUCUACAACCUUUUUAAUGUUGUCGGUAAUGCCAAUCCCAUACCCUCGAUUACAAAA
Molecule: messenger RNA, 1641 nt
Organism: Helianthus annuus (common sunflower)
Lineage: Eukaryota; Viridiplantae; Streptophyta; Magnoliopsida; Asterales; Asteraceae
Product: probable trehalose-phosphate phosphatase C
Exons: 11
Coding region: 239-1300 (353 amino acids)
Biological process (GO): trehalose biosynthetic process
Molecular function (GO): trehalose-phosphatase activity
Source: RefSeq, a predicted model, not a curated record